Hipposideros armiger (great roundleaf bat) is the source of this 1142-nucleotide messenger RNA. Its product is annotated as SLAM family member 9-like. The transcript is spliced from 4 exons. The coding region runs from base 121 to 906 and encodes 261 amino acids. Gene Ontology annotation, cellular component: membrane. Lineage: Eukaryota; Metazoa; Chordata; Mammalia; Chiroptera; Hipposideridae. The record is from RefSeq and is a predicted model, not a curated record.
CGUUGUUUGUCUUGUGGGAGAGCAUGUGUGAGACUCCAGCGUCCUCACAGGCAGCGCCGGGACUAGGGUGAGACCACAGGACGCCCACUGCCAGCUGGACAGGCUGGUGGGUGGCCCGUGAUGGGGCCCUGCUCUGAAGACCCCCACCUCCGCUGGGCCUCCUGGCUCCUGGGACUGGCCGAACUGGCAGGCGUCCUCCUGGGCGUCUGCGGCACUGGGCCCCUGAGUUCUGGAGGUGCUGAUUCCAGAGCCCACGUCUCUCUGAAGAGGGUCCAAGGAGGCUCCGUGUUGUUCCACGUGACUCGCGAGCUGGAAGGAGACUCAGAAGCUCAGCUGGAGCAGAUCGAGUGGAGCUUUGGCCCCGAGACCAACUACAGAGUCCUGCUGCGAGUGGGCAGCAGUGGGGACCUGCCAACCUGGGUCAGCCUCCAGGACAAGUACAGGCACAGGGCCCAUGCACACAAUAUGACGUCCCUGCUUAUUGAGAACCUGACCCGUGAGGACAGUGGGCAGUACCGGGCUCGAGCCAGCUUCACCGGAGGAAGGGGAUUUACCCGGGUGUUCCACCUCACUGUCUACGAGCCGGUGCCCCUCCCCCAGAUCCUGGCCAAGUCACUGUCUGUCACAGCUGACUGGUGCAAUGUCACCCUGGAGUGCAGAGCCGAGGGGGCCUCGGAGGACCUGAAUGUGACCUGGUGGCACAGUGACCUCCCCAGGAAGUGGCAGCAGACAGGGACCUUGGGACCAGGCCCCAGCGUCUGGGCCCUGGCUGUGCGCCUGCCCCUGGACCAGGCCAACACCAACCUCACCUGUAUCGCCAGCAACCAGGUGGACCUGAAAACUGCCACCACCACCCUGGGGGACGUCUGUGCCAAUCGUGAGUAUAACCUGCCUGGGGAAAGGUAGCACUGCGGUCCCUGCAGGUUACAGCACACCUUCCACCUGGUCACACACACAGAGCGGCUGGGAGUCACACCCAACUUGUGUCAGCAUUUAAAUGUCUCUCACCGUCGUGCCCUCCUCUGCACCCUGGGCCCUGCUGACCCAGGAGGAAGCCUUCCUCCCACCCCCACCGUCACCCAGAGCCGUCUUCUGGACACAGAACCUAAAUUGUGUCAUUUUCUGUGUCUUCUGUGGGAUUG